Molecule: messenger RNA, 2036 nt
Organism: Sebastes umbrosus (honeycomb rockfish)
Lineage: Eukaryota; Metazoa; Chordata; Actinopteri; Perciformes; Sebastidae
Gene: hapln2
Product: hyaluronan and proteoglycan link protein 2
Exons: 6
Coding region: 209-1273 (354 amino acids)
Biological process (GO): cell adhesion
Molecular function (GO): hyaluronic acid binding
Source: RefSeq, a predicted model, not a curated record
AACAACAGGCUGGACCAUAUGACCAGAGUGAGGAGAGAGGGGGGGUGAGAGUGAGAGAGAGAUGAACUGGGUAUGACAGCGGAUCAUUCAGGGCUUGGACAGAAGAGCCAACAGGGAUGAGGAGCAGCUUCUACCUCCCAAAGUUAUGAAUUAUCCAGGAAUUCAGACACUUUAAAAACAUCGUCGGCAUGUGGGACAACGCAGGAGGAUGAGCGCACAUCUGCAUCUUCACAACUUCUCAGGAGCUGGAAGAGCGACUCCCUUCAUAAUGAACUGUGCUGUGAUUCUUCUAUUAACAUUCACCUGGUCUUCAGCUAUAUAUACCCCCAACAGAGCAGCAACCAAGAAGCUGAAGUACCUCCUCGACCCGCCUGUGUACGCUGAGGUCGUUGCUCAAAGGGGAGGAAACGCCACCUUGCCAUGUAUCCUAAGAACCAGACCCAGCCAUUACAAAGUGAAAUGGACCAAGCUGGAGCCGGAACACGUAGGGCAGGAGAACAUUAUCAUGAUAUCAAAUGCACAUGCCUUCAAGCUAUAUGGCCAUCUCGGACCGCGGGCUUCCCUCCGGAAGGCUCACACCAUGGACGCCUCCCUGCAGCUCAGCAGUCUUGAGCUGGAAGAUGGCGGCACGUAUCGCUGCGAGCUUGUCAACGGCAUCGAGGAUGAGAGUGUGGCCAUUACGUUGAGGAUUGAAGGUGUGGUCUUCCCGUAUCAGAGUAAAAGGGGCCGCUACAAUUUCACUUUCCAUGAGGCUAAGGAGGCUUGUGCUGAACAAGAUGGAACAUUAGCCUCAUACAUCCAGCUGUACAGAGCAUGGACGGAGGGUCUAGACUGGUGUAAUGCCGGUUGGCUCGAUGACGGGACCGUUCAUUACCCCAUUAUUCAUCCUCGACCUGUCUGUGGAGGAGAGCCGCUCCCUGGCAUUCGCAGUUAUGGACCAAAAGAUAAGAAUCACGAUCGGUUCGACGCUUUUUGCUUCACCUCCCAGGCGUCUGGCUCUGUCUCCUACAUAUCGGGGUCUUUCUCCUUCAAGCAGGCAGAACACGCAUGUCAACGCCAGGGAGCUGAGCUGGCGUUGGUCGGCCAGCUUUACUCAGCCUGGCGUUUCCAAAACUACGACCAGUGUGACGGCGGAUGGCUGAAAGACGGCAGCGUACGGUUUCCCAUCAGCAACCCCAGGGAGCACUGUGGGGGCAUCCCUGAAGCAGGGGUGCGCUCAUUUGGAUUCCAAAACAAGAUGAUGCAUCUGUACGGCGCCUAUUGCUAUAGGUAGCCUAAAAUAAAGAACUAUACACUUCUUACAUGCGUGUUUCAACAGAGCUGUGAGUCUAAGCAAUAGAACCAGAGGCUCAGAAAUCACUGCACAGCAUAUAUAUACAGCUUGAUCCACCAACUCAAGUGAGCAAGAAAUGCCACAUCUGAAGCAACAGACAAUUACUGAAAGUAGAAUAGUUUAGUCUAAUUUCUAAAACAAAAGGCCCUUUUUACAUCUAACUUGGUGGAUGCAGAGCUAAUUUAGAGAACAGAUAGAACGUCUUUGGAUUUUCUUUUAAAAGUGUACCCACAUUUGUGGGUAUUUGUCUUCAGUUUGAGAUAAAGACAGAACAAAUCUAUGUUAAACUGAUAUAUAAAGAGACAUUUUAUUUUUUCCUGGGUACGGUUUGUCAACGAGCUACUGGCAAAAUGCUGGUAAAAUUUGGUCGUCAAAAUGAAUAAUCAUUUAAAGGGGACAUAUCAUGCUCAUUUUCAGGUUCAUACUUGUACUUUGGGUUUCUACUAGAACAUAUUUACAUGCUUUAAUGUUAAAAAAAAAACAUUAUUUUUCUCAUACUGUCUGUCUGAAUAGACCUGUAUUCACCCUCUGUCUGAAACGCUCCAUUUUAACGCCUGUCUCUCUAAGACCCCUCACCGAAAAAGCCCAGUCUGCUCUGAUUGGCUUGUGAGAAAAAUAUGGUGCACCUUUGCAAAGGUAGUUCUCAAGCUGUGAGCGAUAUAUUCUCAUGAGGCUGCAUGUGACAUAGGAAGGGGAGACAAAU